GUAAGCCAUUUCAUAUCAGGUUUACCGACCUUACCUCGCUCGCGCGAUUAACGCACGCCGUUGCCUCCGUGCGUGCGUGUGAGAGAAGGCGAAGGUGCGGAGUAUUACUUUCUUCGGCUCGGCGACGGCGACGAGGAGGGAAACUCCUCAUCGACUCUCGAGGCCGCUCUCAAAUUAGACCUCCGAUCCUGCCCUUCUAUUGUUACAGAGAGAAAGAUCGAGAUCGUGGCCGAGAUUGAGAGGGAGAGAGGCGAAUAUAAAGGGUAGGAAGAGGGAGAGGGGAUAUGGAGGGCUGGGAUCCGAGCACGAAGUCGGCGCUGACGCUCCCGCUAUUGUCGACGCGGGCGGGGCCGCGGGAAGGGUCGGCGUGGACGCAGCGGCUGAAGGAGGAGUAUCGCGCCCUGAUCGCCUACACCACCAUGAGCAAGUCCCACGACAACGAUUGGUUCCGCAUCUCCGCCGCCAAUCCCGAGGGCACCCACUGGUCGGGCACCUGCUGGUAUGUCCACAACCUCCGCCGUUACGAGUUCCAAGUCCAGUUCGACAUCCCCGUCACCUACCCCACCACCGCCCCCGAAAUCGAGCUCCCCCAGUUCGACGGCAAGACCCACAAGAUGUACCGGGGAGGCAAGAUCUGCCUCACCGUCCACUUCAAGCCGCUCUGGGCCAAGAACUGCCCUAGGUUUGGAAUUGCGCACGCCCUUUGCCUGGGCCUCGCGCCGUGGCUUGCCGCGGAGGUGCCGAUUCUUGUCGACUCCGGCGUUCUGAAGCACAAAGAUGAUUAGGCCUCCUUAGCCGGAUCUUGACGUCAUCAACAACAUCUGGGCCUUAACUGAUUCGGGGUCAAAUGCGUCUCAUCCAAGAUACGUUCUCCGACGCCGAAAGCUUGCUCUAAAUCUGUUGCCAACGAUGAAGGUUGCGAAUAUGUUGGGUUUUUCUGGUAGGAGUAUUCUUAUGUCUGUUUUGUCUACAUUUUAUAUGGGCUAACAAAAGAAUUAGCUUUAAUUUGAAUUUUCUAAUAUGAACUCUCUGAGAGGGUGGGUGGUCACUACUUGGAACUGAAAGAAAGCUUUUAUGAGUUCCAAUUUGCUUUUUAUCAUCAUUCAGUGGAGUAUCUAUGUGUUUUAUAAACUAAGCUGAGGAUCCAUACAACAAAUUGGAAUGGCGGCUCUAAACCCAUUGGACUUGAGGUUUGCAACUUGGACUGUGUGCCGUUUGCAGAUUGAGAUGUCACACAAUGCACCCACCAUACAGAAAUGUGGAUUAGUAUUUUGCUCAAGACAGUAGUUGUCGAACACCUUUUCUUCUUUGUAGUAUCAAUUCUGUUCAAACCGACAGGUACUUUUAGAUUUAUUAACUCAGUUAGUUUUGAAGCAUUUUGCAGGAGAGAAUGGCAGCAUCCGGCAGCUCCAUGAUGUUGUUGUGGAUCGAAAGUUUGUGUGUGUGGUUCCUUUUCAUUUUUAUUUUUGUUGAACCCUGUUUGUUCCGUAAUUUGGAUCUGAUAGACAAACUAUCUUCUGCCUUUUUAUGUCAUGUCUGAACUGAACUAUGCUGAGAUUAGGAGGGAAUAUGUGAGACGUUUAACA
Molecule: messenger RNA, 1586 nt
Organism: Musa acuminata AAA Group (dessert banana)
Lineage: Eukaryota; Viridiplantae; Streptophyta; Magnoliopsida; Zingiberales; Musaceae
Product: ubiquitin-fold modifier-conjugating enzyme 1
Biological process (GO): protein K69-linked ufmylation
Cellular component (GO): cytoplasm
Molecular function (GO): UFM1 conjugating enzyme activity
Source: RefSeq, a predicted model, not a curated record